AUGGAGUAUUAUUACUAUACAGAAAGAGUUCCAAUCUCUGGAACCGUUGCUCAAAUUUCUGUCUUGGAAGAGAACAGGGAAUCUUUGAGCACUUCAGCCACUAGCAGUUGGUUGUCAAAUCAAACAGAUGGAAUUAGGCCCUUUACAAUGCCACUCGCGAAACAUGCAUGCACUGCAUUGGAAAGGGUUCCACUUACUCGACCCAAGAUCACUGAGAAAUUUAUGAAGAAAUUCCAGCAGGAUUUGGUCUCCUGUCGAGCUCCAGCCGACAAUGAUCUUACCAAGUACCUUGUAGAACGUCAAGUUGAGAAGAUCGACCCGGUGUUUAAAUGGUUGGAAUCGAAGUUUGGGUAUAAACCUGUUGUAUAUUCCAGUUUCUCUGGUGGUAAGCAGGAAGAAGGUCUGGUAACAGCCAUUGAAGGCCUGCUCAAAAGGACAAAUGAUUGUGAACUAGUUGCAAUUGAUGCAAUUGCUGUAGCUGGUGCUCAUUCUUUAGUUAUAACCAUUGGAAUCUUUCGUGGUAGAUUGAAUACUGAGGAGGCCAUUGAGCUUAUUAGACUAGGAGAAGAUUUACAGGUAGAAAGCUGGGGUCUGGUUCAAGGUGGACAUGAUGUUGAUAUUGCAGAUCUUACAGUUCAAGUUGCAUCUGCUGCUGUCUUGGAGUUUCUACAAGGAAAUGACUUCUCAUCUGACUGGACAAAAUUAGUAAGAUAG
This is a messenger RNA of Coffea eugenioides, 714 nucleotides long. RefSeq lists its product as uncharacterized. Gene Ontology annotation, cellular component: mitochondrion. The record is from RefSeq and is a predicted model, not a curated record. Bases 1 to 714 code for a protein of 237 amino acids. The transcript has 5 exons. Gene Ontology annotation, biological process: mitochondrial proton-transporting ATP synthase complex assembly. NCBI's taxonomy places the organism in Eukaryota, Viridiplantae, Streptophyta, Magnoliopsida, Gentianales, Rubiaceae.